AUGAACCGCCAUCAAGUGCUAACGGGUGCGGUCAAUGCAGGCGAUAGCUGUUUUGCCAUCGGACAUGUAGAUGGUAUACCAUUCACGGUUUAUGCAGCAGGGUGUGAUAUUGUAAUAUUGGCAAGUGACUUUCAAAGAGUGCAGAUCAUUCCUGGCGCUACACAUGGAAACAUACAAGUCGGAUGUAUUGAUUGCUCUGCAGAGAAUGGAAAGAUUGCCGCUUCCUAUGCAAAUCAAGUGUACAUUUUUGAACCAACCGCAGUACAAGAACAGAGCACACAUAAACUAGAUUAUCAGUGGCACCAGACGGGAUGUUUUAAAAUAGAAUCUUUAGUGUAUAAUUUAUCUUGGAACCAAGAUGGAACCAGACUCUUAACAGGAAGUGAUUCAAUUCAGCUUUGGGCAUGUACUUCAUUAGAUAGCCAGACAGUGGAUGAUCUCGUAUCUGACCAUGAUAGUGGCAAUGUACAGGAACAUUGCUGGGAAUGUAUUUGUCAAUGCAAGACUGCUAGCCCGAUAUAUCAUCUAAAAUUUUCCGCUGAUGGGCAGUAUUUUGCAUCAGCCGGCAAAGCUGAUAGAUUAGUAAAGAUAUGGUACUGCAUCAAACCACCCAAACUAGAUCAAUCCAGUGCAGAUGCAACACCGAGUGCUGUCAAGUAUAACUUUGUAUAUAUUGCACAUCCAAGAGCUGUAACUGGGUUCUCAUGGAGGCUAACCAGCAAAUAUGCACCACUGGGCUCUGUGGGUAACAUUUUAAUGACAUCAUGUCGGGAUAACAUUUGUCGUAUAUGGAGUGAGAGUCGGUUACCGUCCAGCAGUCUUGUCAACGUUACACCACAACCAACUCAUGUCAUCAGUGAGAAGAUUGCCAAAAGUUCACAUAUGAGAAAUAAGUUGAAGCUGAAAGGCAAAGCAACAAAAAGGAAAGCAACUCAACCGGAUGUUCCGUUACCAAGUCAUCAAAGAGAACAUGAUUUCCAUAAACACACAUAUGAAGAACACCAUAGCAACGGAUUGUUUCCUGUACAUUUUCAUAUUACAGCAGUUAUUAACCCAAAUACAGACAUUCCUUUACUGCCAGCUAUCAGUUCCAUGUCUGGAAGCGGUGAGGGCUCAUUUGUGGUGCACUGGUUGAACAACAAGGAAUUCCAAUUCACACUGUCAGCUGAGACAAUUAUUCAAGAUAUCAGAAAGAAGGCAGAGGCAUCUGAUACAUCGGAAAGCAAAGAAGAUGUUACUGACUCGUUCUCAGAUGUUGAUGAUCAAGACAGUAGUAAAGACCUGAUAGAAUUUGAUGUCAAACUACCAGCUGAGGACUCAUCCGUUGGAAUGCAGUCAAGUUCAAGUACGUCUGGUAUUCAAGAGGACGCACCACUCAGUGACUUUUCAACACAAACAUCUUCUAAACCACUGGAUCAUAUGAUUAUAACCGAUGCACUCUCUCAAAAACUCGGUGAACUAUUGAGAGAAUGGAAUGAGUGUGCAGACAUGGUGUUCAGUAUACACCCUGUAGAUGGAUCUUUCCUGGUUUGGCUGGUGGAAUAUCUCGAUGAGUAUCUGCCGUCUUGUUUUCGGCAAGCCCAGAUCAGUUUCUCCUGCAGGAUUCCCAUGGCAUUUCCUACCGGUGAUGCCACCACAAUGUGCGAUAGUCUCAUAUUGUACCGCAAUGGCAUCAUACAAGAGUCAAAGAUGGCGCAGAAGCUGAGUGAAAGCGGUAAAGGCUCAAUUGCCGACAUGGAAAAACUUUCUCCGAGCUAUAGUUUUAUGCACAGCCUAGCAAAACUCAAACAGGGUGGUGUUGGGAAUAAUCUUAUCCCACAGAGAGUAUCUAUGUUAUCAAAGCACACCAAUGGAACAUUGAACCAAUGGGAGAUUGGUUUUGCAGAGAAUUCAAAAUUUUCUACAGUGUUGAGUAUUUCUCAUUCCUCACGAUGUUGUGGACAUAAAUUUCGAGUGAAUGACUUGGCAUGCCAUCCUGUGCUGCCUUUAUUACUGACAACAUCUCAUCACAACAUCCCAAAAGUUGACAUCGACCCAGUAAUGUGCCGAAGUAGAAGUGCAUCAUUUGCGAGUACAAGCUCACUUGGAAAAAGUAUGUCUGAUCAAGAGAAAACAAUAAAAACUCCGACCGGACUAUGUAGCGAAUUAAUCUUAUGGCGUGUUGAUCCUGUUGGACCGCUUUCAAAAUCCGGUGGUUUGAAGGAACUUGCGCGAAUUAAUUCUCCAUUAAUCUCGGCAUUUUCAAAUAUAGCAUGGCUGCCAACAUUACUUCCGAGUUCUUCCUUAGGACCAGUGUCCAAUUCACCCAGUGCCUGUUUUGUUGCAUCCGAUGGUAUCUGUCUGCGACUUUACCAAGCUGUUAUUGAUGCAAGGUCAAUUUUAAUUGAGGUUGCCAAUAACUAUGAACAGCCAGAGGCGUACAUGAGUAGUUGUUCAUCUCUAAAUUCUCUUGUGAAUGCUGGGAAAGCUGAUGGAGUCCUCAAUGGUUUCAAAAUAGUCAGUUUACAAUCUACAGCAAGACCUGGAUGUAUUAUUGAAUUAGAUCCACUAACCGAUGCCAAACAGAAUUGGCAGAACGUACAGUUUAUGCAUGUAUUCCAACAACAGUUUAUAACUGGCACUUCAGCUUCCAACCCUGCACCCACCCACUAUGAAGAGAUGCCUGGCGAGCCAAACAAAACAAUGUCCUUCCACUUUGAGGAGACGUUUUAUCUUGUUGUGGUUGAGAAAACCAGAGGGGGCCAUUCAACCAUACACAUGUGGUCUAUAGAGUUAGCAGCACAGCCAAUCACCCCAAGAGCUAGUACAAAAGAUGGCGAACAGUUCCAGUACGAGGACAGCUCCCCAGACGUUCACCCUGUCUCAUCUUCAGAUGAAUCGUCUAGAAGUGAAAGCCCAUUGCAAUUCCAGGCACUUCCUCAUCACGUGCAAACAACAAAAUUGUGUAUCACAUCAAGUAAAGUCUGCUCUCACAGAUUGAAUCUCCCAGAGGGAGUGGAUAUAGUAAGUGCAACACCAGCAGCAGGCCACUUAAGUUCAUCUUCAAUUUACCCAGCAUGCACGGCACCUUACCUAAUCAGUGCUGCAUGCUCAGAUGGCAAAGUGCGGUUCUGGCAUUGUAAAAUGUCUGAUAGCGGUACGAAAGCUGAUAACCCAGCGUUCUUUUUAACCACUGCAAGUGACACCAACAUAAAAGGUCAAAUAGAUGACGUCUUCAACACUUUGAACUAUCAGUGGGAGGAGUGGGAGUUAAUCACCCAGAAAGCUUCUUCAAGUGCUGUGGAAGUGGACGGUAAACCUCUUACUGUGAGCUGCGCUUAUAACAGUCGGUUUGCGUGUGCUUACAAAGUCGAUGAGAUGAUUCAUUCUGACCGGGAGAAUAAACUAAAUAUAUCAGUUUCUGUUUUUGAGUGCGAGUCUACUGGUGGGUCCAAAUGGCUGCUUGAGGAUUCCAUCCAUAUUGGAAAGGUCACUAUUCCAGAUUUUCCUGUCACUCUUGAAAUUGGAGGACUUGAAACUCAAAUCCUAAAUUACAAAAGGAUGAAACGAAGUUCAAAGAUUGAAAAUUUCUCGCAGUUUGGUGAACAUCAAGAUGAGAAUCAUGUGCGGGAUAACAGUGAUUGCAGAGACAGUAAAAACUCCAUGCGGCAAAUGAUAAUGCAGAAAAGGAUGGUCCAGCUUGACUGGGUUUCCAAAGAAGAUGGUUCUCAUAUUUUAACUGUUGGUGUUGGGAAUAAAAUCGUGAUGUACGCUCCUGUCUCUGGUGAAAUGGCAAAUCUGUCACAGUUGGCAUCAUCAAGUAAUAAACAGAAACAGUCUUCAUUUCGCAAUCCUCUAAUAAGUCAGAAAAGUCUCCAUGUUGCUCCAACACUACCACAUGAAGAAGAGGGGUUUAAACCAAAGUGGGUACCGCUCAGAACAGUGGAGCUGUGUUCAGCAGAUAGCCUUCCUCCACUACCAAUGAUGUUAUCAUGGGUGAGAGAUGGUAUCUUAGUUGUCGGAAUGGAAAGUGAGAUGCAUGUUUAUUCACAGUGGAAGAGUGAUGAUCAUUCACAGGUUAAUGUAGCAGAAGAGAAAUCUCCAAAAGACUUAAUAGCAGUUUCCAGCACACAGUCAAUCCCUCUUACAAUCACAGAGAGAAAGGCACACUCUAGUAGCAGCAGAUCUGAUUCGGAAUCACAAAAUGUACAGAAAACUGGUUCCAAGAGUGAUGACUCCAAGAGCAACUUGAUUCAGCAGUGUGGUCUUUUUGAAGCAGCACAGCUUGUGUCGCCGGUACUUCCACAAUAUCAUCCUAACCAGCUUAUGGAAUUGAUGAAAUGUGGUAAAAUCAACCGAGUUAAAGCAAUCCUUGCUCAUCUUGUCAGGUGUGUUGCUGGAGAAGAUGCAGCGACAAAGGCUGUUGUAAUUGGACACAGUGAACCACGUCCAAAACUACAUGGUAGAGGCCACAAUCAAGCCCGUCACAGCAUCAGUGCUAGUCCUGCUGAUGUAUCAGUACUAACAGAGGAAGAACAUCUUGACUACAUUGAAAUCACAUCUAUUCCUCCACUGCCAUUGUAUGCUUUAAUGGAAGCAGAUCAUGCUGAGACAGGUUCCAGUUCAGAAAAACCUGACAUCAAUCAUGGUAGCUAUGUCAAUGAUUUGGCACACCCCGAUGCUGAAAGUGACCAUGAAUAUUACGCUGAGUUGUUUACUACUCCCAAUGUACAUGAUGAUGAGUUGAUUUUAGGUAGCCCGCCGAGAAGACCUGAGGCAUCACCUGAAGUGACCAUGAGACUUCGUAACCCAGCGUAUUUUGGAUUAGCACAAGUGAGGUUACUGACCAAUCAUCUGACACAUGUUCAUCUUCCAGGUUUAACCAGUAUUGAACAGAUGUAUCUGUUGGCGUUGGCCGACACUCUUGCAACCACUCAUAUGGAUUUGGCUGGUAGUAAAACAUCAACAACCACAGAUGGUACUGUGCUUGGUAAGGAAGGAGCUGGCUAUGCUAGUUCUGGUAGAUUGAGCACUAAUAAUGAAAAUGCAGCUGAUGCACUAGAUGAAUGUGGUCUGAGAUUUCUUUUGGCGAUGCGACACCACAAUGGUUUAUUGCGAGCACUUCCACCCCGGCUGCGGUUCCAGCUACAGCAGCAAGGCUUAUCGACUGCCUCGUUUGCUUGGGCAUUCCAUUCAGAGGUACAGCAGGAGAUUCUAGCCAUGAUACCAGCAAUGCAACGAGGUGAUCCUCAAUGGGCAGAACUGCGAGCUGUCGGAGUCGGCUGGUGGAUACGGAGUAAUAUAACCCUAAAGACAUGCAUUGAAAAGAUUGCUAAAUCUCAAUUCCAGAUGAAUAACAAUCCUCUUGAUGCAGCUCUAUUCUAUCUUGCCAUGAAAAAGAAGUCCCUCCUGAGUAGUCUGUUUAGAACGGUUGGAGAUGCAAGGAUGACUUCAUUCUUCAGGAAUAAUUUUGGAGAAGAUCGUUGGCGAAGAGCAGCAUUGAAAAAUGCAUUUGCACUUCUUGGCAAACAGCGAUUUGAGCAUGCUGCAGCUUUCUUUCUGCUGGCAGGUGCUCUGAAAGACGCAAUAGAAGUGUGUAUAGAUAAGCUUGAGGACAUUCAGCUAGCUAUGGUCAUCGCACGUCUCUACGAAGAAGAUUUAGAAAUUCCAGUCACCCAGAAAAUGAUUCUGCAUGAAAACAUCCUUGGUUGUGAUGACAGCGGUACACAGUCAUUUAACAUGAAUGUCAGUUCUGAUCCGUUUGUUCGUAGCAUUUCAUACUGGUUACUCAAGGAUUACACCAAGUCACUGGAAACAUUGCUGGAACAACCUGAAAAAUCAUUACGUCAAGAUACUAGCAUUGAAAGCAUGUUAAGUGAUAAACAAAGUCUUAUGGACUCGUGUACUUCCAACCCUGAUGUCUUCAAUUUCUACAACUACCUACGCACACACCCUUUAUUGGUAAGGCGACAGUUUGCAGGACGCGAUGGACAUGGACCAAGUUCAGUGUUGAUAACCGGAUUCAGCAGUAUUCAAGCAGUUGACCAGAUUUACCAGGAUGAGAUCACACCGUUAGAGAGACAGUUGUUUUUUAGGACUGCUCAUGCACAUUUUGUCGCUGGAUGCCCACUCUCAGCAUUAGAAGUAUUGUCAAAACUUCCUAAAGUGAAGUCUAAGGAGGUGUCUUCAAAAACUACCAGUCAAGUGUCAUCAAGGUGUGAUCAUAUCGACAACAAAGAUAUGAUUGAUACAGGAACCAUCAUUGAUUCAGGAUUUGUGAAAGAUAACUCUGAUAGUUUUGAUUGGGGUCAGCCAAUUGUGCAAAAAGACAACAAAGAGUCUUUAUUUGACUGGAGUCAGCCAGUUGGAAUGCCGGUUGAAGAGAAGCUGGAAUUGACAUGGAGUGAUAAUGAUAAUGAUAAUGAUGAUAAUGAUGAUGAUGAUGAUGAUGAUGAUGAUGAUGAGACAGUUGGGAAAUCAGAUACAGAAUCUGCCGGACAUGAAGAAGAAAAGAGUAACUUAACUUCUCAAGAGAAAGAUGAACAACUAAGUUUAGGAAGUGAGUCUGUAUCAUUGGAAAUUGACAUUAUGGCUCAACAGUUGAAAUUUCAAGCAUGCUUGAAAAUACUCAUGGAGGAACUGAGGACGUUGGCUACAGGGUUUGAAGUUGAUGGUGGUCAGCUGCGAUAUCAGCUAUAUGCCUGGCUGGAGAGGGAAGUAGAGGCGUUACGGGUACUGUGCAAUUACGACAGUGGUGAAUACGAGGACGUCAAACUUGAACUUAUGGAUAUAGUGUCUGAUCAUGUGGAAUCCAUUACUCAGUUUGAAAUUCCAAUUAAUCAACAUGAUAGUAAACAAAGCAAAACAUUACAUGAAGUCAUCAUGGCUGAUCGCAUGGACUUGGAAGCUAAGAGAGAAAGGGCAGAAAGGAGAAAACACUGGUUGAAAAGAAAUCAGAAUCUUCUUAGGACGUUGUUAAGUUACACUAGUUUGCAUGGUUCAGCUGGAGGUGGGUUGGCAUCCGUCAAAAUGGAAUUGAUAUUACUUCUCCAAGAACUUCAACAGGAAAAGACGCAACAACAGCUUCUUUCGCCGCUGCCCUUCCCGACUACCCUGCCCCUGUUAUCAGCUAGUGUGGCGAGCGCUAAGACUGUGGUUGCUGACCCUAUUGUUCAUUUAUGCAAUGUCACUCAUGAUAUUCUCCACACCGUUGUGCAGUUUACUACACCACCUAGACCUGGAAAAAAUAUUAGCGUUGUACAAACUUUACGUACACUAAGUGCGUCUUUGUCGUCAUGUGUGUACCAGAGUCUGUGUGACAGUGAUAGCUGCGUUACAUUGUUAAAACAGACGACCACUAAGGGAAUGAAAGUAUAUAGUGCAGGUACUCACUCUAACAUCAUUUAUAGACCAGGUCAUCUUAUUGGAGCAAGGAAGAGACAUUUCUCAGAAGAAAAUCUUACUCCCACUACAGCCCCUUCAAAAUGGCCUGGAGUUUCAUCGCUUCAAUCGCUAUUAGCAACUGAGAGGGAUGAAGAUAUGCCUAAAUUGAACAUCUUUCUUUGUGAGGCCCUUGUUGCUGUUUACAUCAGCUUACUUGUACAUGCCAUGACAACCAAUACACCUGGUGAGCUUUACCGACUGAUAGCACACAACUUUGAUGCCAAAAUGUGGUCUGCUGUGUUUGGAGGAGGGACUAAGGUGAUGAUACCACUUGCCAUGACAACGCAUCCUGAAGGCUCUAAAGAAGGAGAUGAAAUGUUAGCAAAGCAAAGAAGGCAACUUCAUCUUCGUCUUCUUGGUAAAGCCACACCACAGCAAAGUCCAUAUGUGACCAGUCGUCUAGCAGCAUCGUCUACAAAUCAUACUGAGAGAGCAGCCUUUAAAGAGAAGUUUGUAUCCCCUGAAAUCAGUCUGAUUGAUUACUUUAUGGUUAAGCCAUAUGUAGCACCAAUGAAUGAUGGAACGAAUUAUGAAUCAGAUGAAAGUGUGAGUGAUGAAGAAACUCCUAUGGAUGAAGAUGAUGAUGUCUUUACCAUCACCACGACAACGUCCUCCUUAGAUGAACAUACUGAUUACAAUUCUUACAGUUGGUGUCUCAUGAGAUAUGCUAUAGCAAGAUUAGUUUUACAGAAACUGCAGUGUUUUCUACCUGUUGCUGGUAUUGAAUUGGCAGAAUUACCUGUGGCCUCACCAUUGAUUCACUCCUUCUUGAAAACACUUGAAAGAUGGCAGCAAUUGCUGAUGGGAAAAUUGGAGCUCUUCUCUAGUCCUCCCCCAGAUUACAUAUCCACUAAUAUCUCCUAUGAUCCAUUGUCAUUUACACCACAGACUGGUGCUCCUGCCAUUCUUAGAUAUAAAGCCAUGCUGGAGCCAUCAAAUACACCAUUCAGGUCCAACAGCAGAUCUGCACUUUCUGUAAAAAGAUUGUGGAAUUUCUUAGUUCGUCAAGACCAUGUACAGGAAAUCUUCAUUCAUUAUAUUUUCAACAAGAAGGGAAGGGAACACGAGGCGGAGAUAAUAGAUGAAAUUGACAGUGGACUCAAAGUCGCCAGAUCACGUAUAAUUCACAAAGAGGCUGAGAAGAUAUCCGCAUUCACCAUCAAUCAUGCCAAUCCAAGCUGUAUGGUUGUUUCCACAUCUAAGGAGAUUCUAGAAUUGGAUUUGUCAUUGAUUCUGAACCCUCAGCCGCUAGCUUGGAUCGAAGAACGGUAUGAUGACACACAAACUGACAGCUUAUCAACUUCUCGGAGUCAAACUGAUGAUGACUUUACAAUCGUACAUCACAUAGAAAAGAGUUCAUCGUCUUCAACUCCGACUUCUCAUAAUUCAUCGAAUAUAUUGCCUUCAAGUAGUUCAAGUUCUCUGACAGCUGAAUCACGGCAAACAGGAAGAGGCAGUACUAUGUUAUUAAAGAGGCAAGUUCAUGGGGUGAGAAGGAUGGCGUCACAUCCGUCACUCCCAUAUUAUUUGACCGGUUCUACGGAUGGCAGUGUUAGUUUGUGGGAAUGGGGUCACACACAGAAAUUACAUACUCAUCGCAUUGCUGGCAACUAUCCAAAAGUUACAAGAAUUUAUUGUAAUCCACAGGGUAAUAAGUUCGGAGUUGCUGAUGAAAGUGGUCAGUUGUGUCUUUGGCAGAUUUGUGGUUUGACUAAUACAGGUAGCAAACCAUUCCUGAGUUUACAGUGUCACAAUAAAGGUAUUAACGACUUCGCCUUUAUUGGCUCUUCUAGUCUUCUAGCAACAGCGGGACUCUCAUCAGACAAUAAAAACUUGUGCUUAUGGGACACACUACUACCACAUCGUAGUUCUCUGGUACAAGCUUUUACCUGCCAUGAAGGUGGUUGUCCAUGCCUCGUCUUUGCACCUAAUCAACAACUCAUUAUAUCCGGUGGUAAUCGAGGUGACAUCUCUAUCUUUGAUGUACGACAGCGCCAGCUACGACAUACAUUUCAAGCUCAUGAUUCGGGGGUGAAAUGUUUGGCUCUGGAUCCAACAGAAGAAUUCUUUGUGACUGGCUCAGCGGAAGGCGAUAUCAAGGUGUGGGGACUGUCUGUGCACAACUGUAUGUAUUCAUUCCCAGGAGAACAUGCACGUGGUACCUUGUUCCGUAGUGCGGGUGGAGGUGUAGUGCAGCUUGCACUCACACCCUCCCAUAAUCUUUUCUCUUGUGGGGCUGAUGGUACAAUGAAGUGGCGUGUCAUUCCACCUGGCAGAAGCACUGUCAAUACCUUUUAA
This is a messenger RNA of Saccoglossus kowalevskii, 9720 nucleotides long. RefSeq names its product dmX-like protein 2. The record is from RefSeq and is a predicted model, not a curated record. Gene Ontology annotation, biological process: vacuolar acidification. Lineage: Eukaryota; Metazoa; Hemichordata; Enteropneusta; Harrimaniidae. Gene Ontology annotation, cellular component: RAVE complex. Gene Ontology annotation, molecular function: protein binding.